Camellia sinensis is the source of this 1204-nucleotide messenger RNA. The record is from RefSeq and is a predicted model, not a curated record. NCBI's taxonomy places the organism in Eukaryota, Viridiplantae, Streptophyta, Magnoliopsida, Ericales, Theaceae.
UUCAUUAUCCACACACCCAGUAAACAAACUACUAGAAGAGGUCGGUCCUUCCUCUCAACCAAAACAAUGGCAUCGUCCUCAACAACCUUCUCUUUUGCUUUCAAAGUCUCACCCCCAAUUGCUCGCUCUUCUACUACUAGUCUUCGUACCUCUCCUACCAUUGUUCGACUCUCACAAUUCACCAAGAAAUCCUCAGUCAACCUCAGUUCCUCACACACCAUACCUGGCUUCUCCCCAAUCCUUCCUCGUCUCACCUUUCCCACUCAAAUCCCCCAAUCUCUCACCGUCAUCUCUGCAAAAAGGUACAAAAUGAAAACCCACAAGGCUUCGGCGAAGCGAUUUCGAGUCACGGGUAGUGGGAAGAUUAUAAGGAGGAGAGCUGGGUAGCAACAUUUGCUUAGAAAGAAGAAUACCAAGAGGAAAUUGCGACCCACAGCCGUAGAUUGUGGGUACAAGCUUGAUUCCUCUUUUCAGCCAUCACAACCCUCUCACCUACCUCAGUCUCACCUACAGCUAAUACUAAAGCCUAUGUUGCCUCUACUUCAUACUCAGGCUCACAGCAGUCUGAUUCAAAUUGGUUUCUUGAUUCCGGAGCUACUAGUCAUAUGACAAAUGAUCUCAGCAAUCUUUCAUUUUAUCAGCCUUAUCAAGGCCAUGAUCGGGUAGCUAUUGGUGAUGGUACUACUCUGCCUAUUGCUCACACCGGUAAUGGACUUCUUUCUACUCCUUUCCCAUUUCAUCUCACCAACAUGCUUCAUGUACCUACUCUUUCAUCCAACUUGCUUUCAGUCCAUCAGUUGGCAAUAGAUAACAAUUGCACUAUUACUUUUGAUGAAGAUUCUUUUCAUGUUCAGGACAAGAACACUAGAGAGUGCCGACAAAAAAAGAAAAAGAAAAAUCAAAAUCAAAAUAAAACAAUUUACUAGCUUGCAAUCUAGUUUAGAAAACAAAAGCGAAUUUAACCAGCCAUAUGGCGUUUGAAAUUUGGCAACAUUUGUUCUACACUUGACAUUUAACGGAAUUUAGCCCAUUGACUAGAGCUCUUGCACCAUACUAAGAGGUCAAGAGUUCGAUACUUUCUACCUGCGUAAGGCCCUAUUCACCUUGCAGUCGUUUUGAGUAUCUCUUUCCAUCUCUAGGAGUUUAUUUGUUGUUCUUUAUGUUAUUAUUGUUAAUUCAAGCUACUCAAUGUUUUGAGAAAAAA